UGCAGAAACUACACACGAGCAACGGUAGUCGUGGUCAUUAAAUUUCGGUUGCCAAGCAAGAUUUUCGACAUUUUUGGUUGGAGAAAAGCAGCGAAACCAUGAGGCUCAAACGAUUUCUACUGAGAUAUUAUCCCCCGGGGAUCAUCCUGGAAUACGUGCAGUCCGAUACACUCAAGACAAAGUCCAUUGACCUCUUAGAUCUGAAGCCAGAGAGCGACGUGGAUGCCAUACUAGAUGAAAUUGUCAGCAAGGAACCCCUGGUCACGCCCAACCGCACGCCCCAGGUCAGGCAGCUUAUACAGAGGCUGCAGGAGAAGAUCGGCCUGAACGACGACCACAAAUUCUACCUCUUCAAGGCCCUGCGAGCGCACAUCCUCCCCCUGACCAACGUUGCCUUCAACAAGUCUGGUUCCAGCUUCAUCACAGGCAGCUAUGACAGGACCUGCAAGGUCUGGGACACGGCCUCGGGGGAGGAACUCCACACGCUGGAAGGGCACAGGAACGUGGUCUAUGCCAUUGCGUUCAACAACCCCUAUGGGGACAAAAUUGCGACGGGCUCCUUUGACAAAACUUGCAAGCUGUGGAGCUCGGACACCGGACAAUGCUACCACACCUUCAGAGGCCACACCUCGGAAAUUGUAUGCCUAGCCUUCAACCCACAGAGCACAAUACUAGCUACAGGCAGCAUGGAUACUACGGCCAAGCUUUGGGACAUAGAGUCUGGUGACGAAAUAUCAACAUUAGCCGGUCAUUCAGCUGAAAUCAUUUCCCUGUCAUUCAAUACGACUGGGGAUAGAAUCAUUACAGGGUCCUUUGACCACACGGUAUCUGUAUGGGACGUCCACUCGGGGAGACGUAUCCACACGCUGAUCGGUCACCGGGGAGAGAUCAGCUCGGCCAUGUUCAACUACGACUGCUCGCUGAUCGUCACCGGCUCCAUGGACAAAUCCUGCAAGAUCUGGGACGCCAGCAGCGGCAAGUGCGUGGGCACGCUGGGAGGCCACGAGGACGAGAUUCUCGACGUCGUCUUUGACUUCACGGGCCAGUACAUAGCCUCUGCGUCGGCUGACAGUACAGCCAGAGUAUACAAUGCCGUCACGCACAAAUGUAUAGCGAAACUGGAGGGACACGAAGGAGAAAUCUCUAAGAUUACGUUCAACCCUCAAGGCAGCAAAAUCCUGACAGCGAGCUCGGACAAGACUGCUAGGCUGUGGGACCCGAUAACUGGAAAGUGCCUACAGACCCUUGAAGGCCACACCGACGAGAUAUUCAGCUGUGCCUUCAACUACGAGGGCAGUAUCAUCAUAACAGGCAGUAAAGACAAUAGCUGUCGCAUUUGGCGGUGAAGUCAACACAGUGACCUUUUUGUCUUGUGUGUCUUGGAGAGCUUACCAAAGUUUGCAGGACAGGUCAGCAAUGCUCCUCUUGGGCUUGAUAGGAGUUAUGUGCAUUUUCAGUAAUGUUGAUUUUUCCACCAAUUUUUUUCCCCAAAGAUGGAGGCGAUAUUCGAAAGGACCAUUUUGUUUUUAAAAAUUCAAAGUAAUACAGUCGUGCUUGCACUGUUUUGUGUGAUUCACAUUUCUUUUAUGUGGCUUUGUUUGUACUAUCAAGAGUAUCUAAAAGCAGUAUUGUAAUAUACAAGUAAAACAUUUAAAAGCAAAACAACUGGUGCUCUUUGUAAUUCUAGUAUAUUCAUGCUGCCUUUAUCAACCCCACUGAAAACAAAAAUUCCGAAUGUGGUCAACAAUGUUGAUGCCUUUACUUGUCCUAUUUUGAAUUCACACACAAUUUUCUAUUACAGCAAUAAUUAAAGCAUUUCUGAUAGAUUUUCGUUCUAGUUUCUUUCAUGAAUCUAAAACG
Molecule: messenger RNA, 1860 nt
Organism: Patiria miniata (bat star)
Lineage: Eukaryota; Metazoa; Echinodermata; Asteroidea; Valvatida; Asterinidae
Gene: daw1
Product: dynein assembly factor with WDR repeat domains 1-like
Exons: 11
Coding region: 99-1346 (415 amino acids)
Molecular function (GO): protein binding
Source: RefSeq, a predicted model, not a curated record